AUGAAAGGCUUGGCAUGUGUGACGGGGGGUGUGUGUAACUGGUGUGUGUUGGUGGCGUCAUUGCUUGAGGAUGGGCUGCGUUCGAGUACGGAGGGUUGUGUGGUGCGGAUGUUGAUGGUGAGAUGUGUUGAUGAUCCGUCAUCUGGGGAAAGUGUUGAAGUUGCGGUGAUUGCGCCGGUGGAGAAGUUUAUGGCCGGAGAGCGAGCAGCAGAGGCCGACCCGGUUGCGAUGGAGCUGGGUGCGAUGGAGCUGGGUGCGAUGGAGCUGAGUUCAUCAACCCAACUGAUAGACGUUGCUGGAUCGGUGUCUUGGUCGCCAUCUCGUUUUGAUUGGUUGAAUGAUGCGCACAGGUUACAUGUAUUUCAUAAGAAGUCGCCGACGGUGACAGGACGUGUUGAGCGUUUGAUGGGACACAGUCUGCAGCAAUAUUUGGAGUGGGAGGACCCGGAUUUGUCUGACCUGAUUUGUAAAGAGGCGUUUGGCAUGGCGCUGCAGGAAUUAGCAACCCACUUAUUCGCACAAAGAGAAGAGGAAGAGGCUCAGACAGACCCUUGGCAAGUGCCCGAGACUGUUAGUGCACGACGCCUAACUGCCGCUGAACGGCUGCACCUCUUUAACCUACCCGCUGACUGGCGAGCCGUACUCAACAACGAACCUCUACAUGUGAAACUAGAAACCAGCCAGCCCAACAGCGGCUGCAGCUUUGGUGGUCGCUGGUCCCGGAAAACUAAGCUCGCAGUCGGUCUUACCACCGCGGCCGGUCUGACUACCGGUGCCGUCCUCGGUGCCUUCUUCUUAGGUCUCUUCGACGGCGUCGACCCCUAUGCCGACGACCCUCUGGCGCCGGCCGCUCUAGCCACACUCCGUGCUCCGGCGGAAGCGUGCGCGAAGGCCUGGAAUACGACCGCCGCCACGGCGCUACCUGCAAGUCUUGACGCAUGGUCAAACGCCCCAUGGUGCGAUGGCUUCUCCGGCAUCGUCGUCUGCUCCGACUCCAACACGCCAAACGCCGUGACCGAAAAGACAACUCCCUCCUCGUGGGCGCCCCACCCCUCGUGCUACUACUUCCGAUCGCCGUUUAAGUACGAUCUACCCACCGUGUGGGAGGCGGUGGUCCGACACAACGCGCCGAAACGAUGUGGCGUGGCCUGCGACCCACGGAGCGUUGGCCUCCAACGCACAGCAAGGAAACUCGCGGACACACUCCACGUGUACCUGGACGGCGUCGAACCCGAGGAUGUCGCUUCCGAGGUGCACAAAAAUGUCGAACUCAAUGAGGCAUGCUCUCACACACGUUUGCCCGCUCUACACGACCCAAAUUGCACCUCCUGCUCUUUCGCCAUCCUCAACUGUCUCGUACAAGGUCAAACCGGUGAUGAGUUCGUCUGGGGCGAUGUCCUCGAUUUCGACUCCAACGAACACUCGCUCGCGCAACAUGUCUCUGCCUUCGACCGCCCGGACUACAACGUCACCACAUGCAACUUCCGCUGUUAUAUCUCUAAAGUUAUUCCUCGACCCACGCUGACCCUUUCCCUUACGUCGACAUGA
Messenger RNA from Gregarina niphandrodes, 1548 nucleotides. RefSeq names its product putative transmembrane protein. Bases 1 to 1548 code for a protein of 515 amino acids. The transcript has a single exon. The record is from RefSeq and is a predicted model, not a curated record. Lineage: Eukaryota; Apicomplexa; Conoidasida; Eugregarinorida; Gregarinidae.